AUGACAUCAAAUAUUCAAACUUAUCGUCAAUAUCCUCGUUAUAAAGUUAGUGUGUUAUCACCUUCGAAUGAAAAGAUAUUACCUAAUAAUAAUGCAACAACACCAUCGGAUAUUAAUUUGAUGUCUUCGUCUUCGUCUUCGUCUUCAAAGCCAAAUAUAUUACCAUGGCCAACUAUCUUCUGGAUUGCUUUGGGUAUUCUAAUAUUUCUUGCCUUAGUUAUUGUUGUCGUAGUACCUAUUGCCGUUUUAGCCAAUAAAGCUAUAUCUACAAUAUGUCCAACAACAUCAAUUACUACUACAGUAACUGCAAGCUCACUUCCUGCUCAAUGUUCUAAUUAUACAACAAUUACAGAUGACACACGAAGUCCAGACUAUACAGUAUCGAGUUCUUGUGAUGAUACAAUAUUUUCAACUACACCAAUGUGGGUUCGUUUUACUGGAUCAAGUGGAACUCUUUUAGCCAGUUGUCCUAUUGAUACAGGUCGAUGUGGAGCCGAUGCUCCUGGUUGGUAUAGUGGAGUUCAUCCAUCUUUAGCUGGUUCUGUUACAUCUGGUUUCGUCUGUUACAAUUUUGAUGGAGAUUUAUGUUAUUGGACAAGUUGGAUUUUAGUAACUAAUUGUAAUGGAUUUUAUGUUUAUUAUUUGUAUGCACCACCCGCGUGUAUUUUAAGAUACUGCACUAUAUAA
This is a messenger RNA of Rotaria sp. Silwood2, 687 nucleotides long. The record is from the annotation of a GenBank genome assembly. NCBI's taxonomy places the organism in Eukaryota, Metazoa, Rotifera, Eurotatoria, Philodinida, Philodinidae.